AGCUGGGGGCUCCGCUGGGGGCUCCGCUGAGCGCUCCGGGGCGAUGCUGCUGGUGCUGUCGGCGGAGCACCGCGCGCACCUGGGCUGUUUGCCGCGGGCCGGCGGCGCAGCUGUUGGCGAGCUGGGGCGCCUGGCGUUGGAGCAGCUGCGGCGGGGAGCGGCACCGCGGGCCUGCGAGACCGCCGCCAGAAAGCUGAACAUUGGCGUUGACAUCAUUCAGCACGGGGUAGAAGGACUGGUGUAUCUUCUCACUGAGAGUUCCAAGCUUAUGAUUUCUGAGGUUGAUUUCCAAGAUUCCAUUCAUGUUUUGGGAUUCUCGGAUGAAUUGAACAAAUCCUUGCUCCAGCUGUACCUGGACAACAGGAAAGAGAUCAGGAGCAUUCUUGGAGAGCUGGCGCCAAGGCUUCCCAGCUACCACAGUCUGGAGUGGAGACUGGAUGUGCAGCUUGCCAGCAGAAGUUUGAGACAGCAGAUCAAGCCUGCUGUGACUAUGAAGCUACAUCUUAACCAAAAUGAAGAUCAAACUGCUCAGGUGUUGCAAACUGACCCUGCUACCCUUCUCCACCUUAUCCAGCAGCUGGAGCAGGCGCUGGGGGAGAUGAAGAUGAACCACUGCAGAAGAAUAGUGCGCAACAUGAAAUAGCCUUGAUUCCUCUCUGCUCUCUUGCUGAGCAGUUUGUAAAACUACUCAAAACACUGCUCACAAAUACAUUUUGAAGCAAAAUAAACAUCUGGAUCAGAUGAACUGCUUUCCUGUGCCAGGAUCUUGAGCCAGUAUUUACUGGCUAGAUGUCCUUGGUUGCCAGCUUUGCACAUCUUUUUGUGGUGACCUUUUUCACAUAAUCAUAUGUAGUACAUGGUAAUUAAAUGUGGACAAAUAUCA
This is a messenger RNA of Catharus ustulatus (Swainson's thrush), 883 nucleotides long. RefSeq names its product COMM domain-containing protein 2-like. The record is from RefSeq and is a predicted model, not a curated record. Lineage: Eukaryota; Metazoa; Chordata; Aves; Passeriformes; Turdidae. The coding region runs from base 44 to 643 and encodes 199 amino acids. The transcript is spliced from 5 exons.